Messenger RNA from Chaetura pelagica (chimney swift), 971 nucleotides. RefSeq names its product apolipoprotein A-I. Bases 81 to 767 code for a protein of 228 amino acids. The transcript has 2 exons. The record is from RefSeq and is a predicted model, not a curated record. Gene Ontology annotation, cellular component: extracellular region. Gene Ontology annotation, molecular function: lipid binding; high-density lipoprotein particle receptor binding. Gene Ontology annotation, biological process: lipid transport; lipoprotein metabolic process. Lineage: Eukaryota; Metazoa; Chordata; Aves; Apodiformes; Apodidae.
GGGCUCUCCCCACAGGCACCCAGGCCCGCUCCUUCUGGCAGCACGAUGAGCCCCAGGCGCCCCUGGAGCGCCUCAAGGACAUGGUGGACGUGUACCUGGAGACGGUGAAGGCCAGCGGCAAGGAUGCCAUCGCCCAGUUCGAGGCCUCUGCCGUGGGCAAACAACUGGACCUGAAACUGGCUGACAACCUGGACACCCUGAGCGCGGCCGCCACCAAGCUGCGGGAGGACAUGGCCCCCUACUACAAGGAGGUGCGUGAGAUGUGGCUGAAGGACACCGAGGCCCUGCGCCAGGAGCUGACCAAGGACCUGGAGGAGGUGAAGGUGAAGAUCAAGCCCUUCCUGGACCAGUUCUCAGCCAAGUGGACGGAGGAGCUGGAGCAGUACCGCCAGCGCCUGGCACCCGUGGCCCAGGAGCUGAAGGAGCUGACCAAGCAGAAGAUGGAGCUGGUGCAGGAGAAGCUGACCCCGGUGGCUGAGGAGGCCCGGGACCGCCUGCGCGCCCACGUGGAGGAGCUGCGCCAGAACCUGGCUCCCUACAGCGAGGAGCUGCGGCAGAAGCUGAGCCAGAAGCUGGAGGAGAUCCGGGAGAAGGGCAUCCCCCAGGCCUCCGAGUACCAGGCCAAGGUGGUGGAGCAGCUCAGCAACCUGCGCGAGAAGGUGACUCCUCUGCUGCAGGACUUCAAGGAGCGCCUGACCCCCUACACCGAGACCCUCAAGACCCGCUUCAUCACCCUCCUGGAUGACCUCCAGAAGAAAAUGGCUUGAGCCAGGAACUGACCCCGGCCCCAUUCCCCACCCUGCCGGGGGUGUUUCCCCCCCGGGGGGGCUCUGGGGACAGGCUGUGGGAGCCCCAGGCCAGGCCAGUCCUCCCUGGGGCCUCCCCUCCUUCCCUCCCGCCACCCCCCCUCCCCGAACCAGCGUCGCUCUCAGCUUUGCCCUCAUUUUGUCAAAUAAACGUGACUUAAGUUA